Molecule: messenger RNA, 2695 nt
Organism: Myotis myotis
Lineage: Eukaryota; Metazoa; Chordata; Mammalia; Chiroptera; Vespertilionidae
Gene: RXRG
Product: retinoid X receptor gamma
Exons: 9
Coding region: 872-2353 (493 amino acids)
Biological process (GO): cell differentiation; retinoic acid receptor signaling pathway; response to retinoic acid
Cellular component (GO): RNA polymerase II transcription regulator complex; nucleus
Molecular function (GO): retinoic acid-responsive element binding; zinc ion binding; nuclear steroid receptor activity
Source: RefSeq, a predicted model, not a curated record
UGGAGGUGGUCAAGUAUAGGCUGAGCAGUGGCUGGUCAGGAAAGCUGCAUCCCAGGCCAGAUGCCUAAGGGAUACCUGGACUUUGACUUGUGGGUUGGUCCCACCCAAGGGAGUGUCUGUGUCAGUGAGGACUCGGUGCUUUGACAGGGUGGAGGUGAGCACCCUCCAGGGCAAGGUCAGUGAACAACCCCUGUGUGAGGUGAGCAAGAGCCUCCGCUGCCCUUGUCUCGCUUCCCCUGUGAGAGCCAGUGCCUCGGCCGCUCAGGAGAGCCCUCGGGACCCGGGGCGGCUCUAGUCCGGCUCCCAUCGCUGCCCCUCCCACAGCUGCUCUCAGGUCCUAUCGCAAGUACAUCGGACACAGAGCAGCCGAACUGAGAAAAUGCAUUUUAAUAAAACCCAUUGAUUUUUGUGGGUGCAAGUCAAGGAAAAGGCACCUAAAGAGUCUUCCAUCCCCUGCCACCUCCCCCCUCUCCUGACCUGUGGUGGGGCGGUCACACAUCGAUCCUUCCUGGAUAAUAGAUCGCGCCACCAGGAGGACCCCCGGGACCGAAGGGAGCUGGGAGCAGCGCUGCAGCCCAGCCGAGUUAAUCAAACCAGCAACAGGAUCUCAGGGCGGCAGCGGCGCGCGGAGGCAUUAUGCGUGAUUACUGACAGGCACCAGCUGCCGGUCGGCUCCAGCGCGCUAUGCGGCCGCCCCAGUUGAGAGGCGGAUUCCUGGCUAAUCCCCGAGGGCUGGCCCAGCCCGCGCAGCCGGGUGCGGGGUGGCGAUGACCACUCUUGGGCGCCCGAGUUGAAGGGCACGGCCGUGCCUGGGGCGGGGAGCCGCGAUCUUCAGAGACCCGGCAGCGAGGACUAUGAGUGGAGAGUAAACAUGUACGGGAAUUAUCCUCACUUCAUGAAGUUCCCCACCAGCUUUGGCGGCUCCCCCGGCCACUCUGGCUCCACGUCCACGAGCCCAUCGGCAGCCUUGUCCACAGGGAAGCCCAUGGACAGCCUCCCCGGCUACACGGACACCCCUGUGAGUGCUCCACGGACUCUGAGUGCGGUGGGGACCCCCCUCAAUGCACUGGGUUCUCCGUAUCGGGUCAUCACGUCUGCCAUGGGCCCGCCCUCAGGAGCGCUGGCAGCCCCUCCAGGAAUCAACCUGGUCGCCCCGCCCAGCUCUCAGCUCAAUGUGGUCAACGGGGUCAGCCUCUCAGAGGACGUCAAGCCCUUGGCCGGGCUCCCCGGGCUCGGGACCAUGAACUACCCGUCCACCAGCCCCGGGCCCCUGGUCAAGCACAUCUGCGCCAUCUGCGGGGACAGGUCCUCAGGCAAGCACUACGGCGUGUACAGCUGUGAGGGCUGCAAAGGCUUCUUCAAGCGCACGAUCCGCAAGGACCUGCUGUACACCUGCCGGGACAACAAGGACUGCCUCAUCGACAAGCGCCAGCGCAACCGCUGCCAGUACUGCCGCUACCAGAAGUGCCUGGUCAUGGGCAUGAAGCGGGAAGCCGUGCAGGAGGAGAGGCAGAGGAGCCGGGAGCGGGCAGAGAGCGAGGCGGAGUGCGCGGGGGGCGCCCACGAAGGCAUGCCCGUGGAGAGGAUCCUGGAGGCGGAACUGGCCGUCGAGCCGAAGACAGAGUCCUACGGCGACAUGAGCAUGGAGAGCUCGGUAUGUGCCCUGGGCACCGCCGCUCCCCGGCCUGGAGGCGGAGGGUGUGCUGGGGCCCCGAUUCCAGCCUCAGAACUUGUCCCGUUUCAGACCAACGACCCUGUCACCAACAUCUGCCACGCGGCCGACAAGCAGCUGUUCACCCUGGUCGAGUGGGCCAAGCGCAUCCCCCACUUCUCAGGCCUCUCGCUGGAGGACCAGGUCAUCCUGCUCCGCGCAGGGUGGAACGAGCUUCUGAUCGCCUCCUUCUCCCACCGCUCGGUCUCCGUGCAGGACGGCAUUCUCCUGGCCACCGGGCUGCACGUGCACCGGAGCAGCGCCCACAGUGCUGGCGUGGGCUCCAUCUUUGACAGAGUCCUGACCGAGCUGGUCUCCAAAAUGAAAGACAUGCAGAUGGACAAGUCGGAGCUGGGGUGCCUGCGCGCCAUCGUGCUGUUUAACCCAGAUGCCAAGGGUCUGUCCAACCCCUCUGAGGUCGAGACCCUUCGGGAGAAGGUCUACGCCACCCUCGAGGCCUACACCAAGCAGAAGUACCCGGACCAGCCGGGCAGGUUCGCCAAGCUGCUGCUGCGCCUGCCCGCCCUGCGCUCCAUCGGCCUGAAGUGCCUGGAGCACCUCUUCUUCUUCAAGCUCAUUGGGGACACGCCCAUCGACACCUUCCUGAUGGAGAUGCUGGAGACCCCGCUGCAGGUCACCUGAGCCCCCGGCCCGCCUCCCGCCUGGCGGAGCUCCGGGCAGCUGUGUGGGGACCCGUCCUGCCCAGGCUCCCCCGCUUCCCACCGACCCUUCCUGCCCUGGAAUGUGAUGUUUAUAAUAAAGAACCCUUUCUACGCACAGGCCUUUGUGGGGGGGAGUUCUGAAUGUCAGAGGACAGCCUUCUCGCUCUCUAAGGGGCGGGACCUUUCCGGAAGUUCUUGGAAAGCUAACCGGCCCCUGUGCAUAUGGGUGUUCGCAUUAUUUUUCACUUCCCACGGAAAGCAAGCGGACGAGCAAUGACCUCACACAUCUGCCCCCCGUGGUGCUGGAGCGAACCGUCCCAGA